GGCUGGCAGGACAGCGCUGUGGCUGGUGAUUGGCUGAGAGGAUAUAACUAAGGAAUUUCUAUUCAAAAUGUUCUAUCUGUGUUCUUCUAUCAGGAAACAUUCGAUUGUUCUAAGGAAGAGGAAGAUGUGGUUUUCAUUCAUCUUGUUUGGAACAUAUUUCUUAGAGACAUCAGGAUUUAAUGUUUAUCGGCUGAAAACUGGAGAGAAAUGUCAAGUGCAGAUCACACAUUCUAUGGAUUAUUAUGCACUAAACGAAGAACUAGCUACCAUUGAGUGCCCAGUUUCACAGUAUUUGCUGCAAGAUCUUUCUACAGUUCCCUUGAUUUGGACAAGAAAUGGUGCUGAAGCUCUGGAUAAAGAAGGAAAACCUAGAAUUCAGAGCAAAAAAGAUGCCUUGUGGUUCUUGCCAGCUUUAAAAGAGGAUACUGGGAUUUAUACAUGUAUAGUGAGUAAUACAUCCUACUGUGCUGAAAUAUCAUUGUCCCUUAAUAUCAUGAGUUACACACAGGAUUCCUUUCCUUAUAUUAAAUAUGAACAAUUUGCUCAUGAAAACACAGUGUCCAUGAUGCCUUGCCCUGCUUUGCCAAAAGACCUUAAGAAUGUGACGCUAAAUUGGUUUAAGGAUGGAGAACCACUGCUUAAUGACAGCUCCAAAUACACAUACUUAGAUGGGACCACAUCUGUAUUGAUACAUGAUGUACACCAUGAGGAUGAAGGCUAUUACACAUGUCAGUUAACCGUCUCCCUUGAGAAUAUAGAUUACACCAUGUCAAGACUCAUCCAACUUCAAAUUAUUGAUGAAGUAAGGGAACAACACCCUGUCAUUGUAAAUGCCCAUCAUGAGACAAUAGCAGCUGCCAUAGGUUCUAAGCUAGUCAUUCCAUGUAAGGUGUUUGCAGGCAAUGAUGACGAUGAUGUCAUGAUUUGGUGGACAGCAAAUGACUCUUUUAUAAGUGACUACUCAAAAGAUCACCGUGUGACAGAAGGAAAAUGCCAAAAAACUACAGGGACUGAUGGUCAAUACUUUGAAUUACUGCUGGUUUUUGAAAGAAUAGAAGAGGAAGAUUUUAUUACUGACUUUAAAUGUAUAGCGCUUAAUGACUAUGGGCAAGAGGUUUUGCCAGCACAAAUCACGCAAGCAGCCUCCUCCUCCUUUGCCUGGUACAUAGCAGCAGUUCCUGCCCUUGUGGUUUUCCUGAUUAUAGUGAUAAUUUUUAUAAGCAAACACAGGAAGUGUGGAAACCAUUAUUCUUUGGCCAAGUCGUAAAAAAAAUGGUAACCCUAUCUUAUUCUUAAGUAUGGAAAAUGUAAUCAUAAUGCUGGGAAAUUAAAUGUACAUUGCCUAAUAUGAUGGAUUUUCUGUAACAGAAUAUUUUUUAGUAGA
Messenger RNA from Hyla sarda, 1384 nucleotides. RefSeq names its product interleukin 1 receptor type 2 (gene IL1R2). The transcript has 10 exons. Bases 68 to 1267 code for a protein of 399 amino acids. The record is from RefSeq and is a predicted model, not a curated record. Gene Ontology annotation, molecular function: interleukin-1, type II, blocking receptor activity. NCBI's taxonomy places the organism in Eukaryota, Metazoa, Chordata, Amphibia, Anura, Hylidae.